AUGCAAUUGUCCACCGACAGCCGUCACACGGGACAGAGAGCAAUGCCGACAGCUUCGGAUGGGAAUAUGGAAAUAAGCAUGGCGUCGGGAAGGAAGGAGAACGGCGCUUUUUUAUGCUUCGAAGUGCUACAGAAAGCAUCGCACGGAAUAUCGUUAAUGCGCUGCACUGCACUGCAGCAGCCCGGCGAUUGCAUAUUUGUGGACAUUGCUCUGGAGCAACCGCUUGCUUGGAUCGGCUGUUGCUUCAUCGUCAAAUGCAAAAAAUAUGCUGAAACGAUCUCGCCUUGCAAAGGAAGGUACCAGGAUCACCAGCAAGUGACGCAGCAACGCUCGCAGCAAAUUUCACUGGCACAGCGAAAGUAA
Molecule: messenger RNA, 363 nt
Organism: Gongylonema pulchrum
Lineage: Eukaryota; Metazoa; Nematoda; Chromadorea; Rhabditida; Gongylonematidae
Source: the annotation of a GenBank genome assembly